AUGCCGUAUCGAGCCCGUGAUAGCCUGCCCGUCAUUAAAAUCAGUAAUGGCUCUUCGACCUUCGUACUUUUAUCGAUAGAUGAUUUCAAUAGUUCAGGUGCCGGUCACGGGUCGCCAGCAGCGGUUUUUCCACGUUGGUUACUGUCAGCUUUGAUGCUUCCACAGUCCACACAGUACACUCCCGGAAUUCCCAGUUAUGACCGCAAGGGGACGCGGUCUCGAGGUUGUUGCCCGUCAUCGAUCGCCGCACCGCCGCCGCCGGUGUUACCGGUGCACGGGGUUAAAACAUCACCGCUGCAGACGCACGACAACACAGAGAUUUGUGUUUCAUUUGGACCAGCAGAUUCUAUACAUUUAAUAUGA
Molecule: messenger RNA, 363 nt
Organism: Danaus chrysippus (African queen)
Lineage: Eukaryota; Metazoa; Arthropoda; Insecta; Lepidoptera; Nymphalidae
Source: the annotation of a GenBank genome assembly